CACGGGGGUGGUGCUGAGCUGCCUGGCCGCCGUGACAUGGCUGGUGCUGAAGCUGAGGCAGGGCGUCCUCAUGCUCGCCGUGACUAGCGCGGCCAAGACCACGUCCCUCGUCGCCUUGGAGAGGGUCCCGGCGUCCUGGCGGCCCUACCUGGCCUACCUGCUGGGGCUGCUGGGCAUCCUUCUGGCCGGCUACGCCGACCGGCUCUGGCCCCCGCGGCGGGCCGCCCCGCUGGCCGAGCCUCCCGCCGCCCCCCCGGCCGCGGACGAAGCCCCGGUGCUCAGGCGGCGGCGGCGGUCCAGCUCCAUGAUCUCCCCCGAGAUGUCGGGCGGCGGCGGCAGCGGCAACAAGACCCACCGGAGGACCUCGCUGCCCUGCAUCCCCCGGGAGCAGCUCAUGGGGCAUUCUGAAUGGGAUCACAAACGAGGACCCAGAGGCUCACAGUCUUCUGGCACCAGCAUCACGGUGGACAUCGCUGUCAUGGGAGAGGCCCACGGGCUCAUCACAGAUCUCCUGGCUGAUCCUUCACUGCCCCCCAACGUCUGCACAUCCCUGAGGACAGUGAGCAACCUGCUCAACACACAGCUGACCUUCCAGGCCAUCCACAAGCCCAGGGUGAAUCCCUUGGUGUCCUUCAGUGAGAACUACACCUGCUCCGACUCGGAGGAAUGUCCGGAGAAGGGAGAGAAACUGGCAAUUCCCAAGCGCUUACGGAGGAGUUUGCCUCCAGGACUGCUGAGACGAGUGUCCUCCACCUGGACCACCACCACAUCAGCCACAGGACUGCCCACCCUGGAGCCAGCUCCAGUCAGGAGGGACCGCAGUGCCAGCAUCAAACCUCACGAAUCUUCAUCAUCCAGCUCUGACUCGUGGAACAGCUCCAUUCUGAUGACAAUCACCAAGAGCAGGUCCUUCUCCACCUCCUACGCCGUGUCCUCCACCAACCACCUGAAUGCCAAACGGCAGAGCCGCCAAGGUAUCCCACCAAAUAUUUCACCUCUCACCUCCCCGUGCCAUUCGCCGAUUCAGGGGACGCCUGCCACGAGUCCUACUGGGAAAACAUCCUCUGUGUCAUUUCCAGAGCCCACAGACACUGACACCAAGCAGGGCCUAAAGCCACACAAGGUCUUAACUUCUACUCAGAGUGCACCUACCCUGUCAGACCCUGUUAUCAGCCCCUCCAUCAUCUGCAGCAGCUGUGGCAGACCCUACAAUCAAAUAGAAGCUGGUGAUGGGACACUAAAUAGAAAUGAUGCUACUACACACACCCUGAACAGAACAGAGGAUCCUGCCCAAGCCACCUCUGACUACGAGACCAACAACAGCGACAGCAGUGACAUCGUGCAGAACGACGACGACACGGAUUGCUCCAAGGAGCAGCCACGGAAGGGAUCUGGCUGUAGGUCCUACACACCUGAGACCAUCAUCCUGCAUCCCUUGACACCACCUGAGGACAAGCCUGUACUGGCUCCUGAGCCUCUGGUUAUGGACAACUUGGAUCCCCUGAUGGAGCAGCUAAAUAGUUGGAACUUCCCAAUCUUUGAUUUGGUGGAAAAAAUUGGGAAGAAAUGUGGUCGGAUUCUGAGUCAGGUAUCAUACAGGCUUUUCGAUGACAUGGGGCUGUUUGAAACCUUUAAAAUACCAGUGAGGGAAUUUAUGAACUACUUUCAUGCCUUGGAGUGUGGAUACCGAGAGAUACCUUAUCACAACCGAAUCCAUGCCACGGAUGUGCUGCACGCCGUGUGGUACCUCACAACCCAGCCCAUCCCGGGACUGCCCACUGUCAUCAAUGACCACGGCUCGGCCAGUGAUUCAGAUUCUGACAGUGGGAUCACCCACGGCCACAUGGGAUACGUGUUUUCCAAGACAUACACACCUACAGAUGACAGCUACGGGUGCCUGGCUGGCAACAUCCCUGCCCUGGAGCUGAUGGCUCUGUAUGUGGCCGCAGCCAUGCACGACUAUGAUCACCCAGGAAGGACCAAUGCCUUCCUGGUAGCAACCAGUGCUCCUCAGGCGGUGCUGUACAACGACCGCUCCGUGCUGGAGAACCACCACGCUGCUGCUGCCUGGAACCUCUUCAUGUCCAGGCCAGAGUACAACUUCCUGGUCAACCUGGACCACGUGGAGUUCAAGCAUUUCCGCUUCCUCGUCAUCGAGGCCAUCCUGGCUACUGACCUGAAGAAGCACUUUGAUUUCGUGGCCAAGUUCAACGCCAAGGUGAACGAUGAUGUUGGCAUUGACUGGACCAACGAGAACGACCGCCUGCUGGUGUGCCAGAUGUGCAUCAAGCUGGCUGACAUCAACGGGCCUGCCAAGUGCAAGGACCUGCACCUGCAGUGGACAGAGGGCAUCGUCAAUGAGUUCUAUGAGCAGGGUGAUGAAGAGGCCAGCCUGGGGCUGCCCAUCAGCCCUUUCAUGGACCGCUCUGCUCCCCAGCUGGCACACCUGCAGGAGUCCUUCAUCACCCACAUCGUGGGGCCACUCUGCAACUCCUAUGACUCAGCAGGGCUGAUGCCAGGAAAGUGGAUAGAAGAGAGUGAUGAGUCAGGAGACACUGAUGAGCAGGAGGAGGAGGAAACAGCAGAAAUGGAAACUUGUGAAAACGCCGAAUCCAGAAAGAAGAAGUUCAAGAGGAGGAAAAUCUACUGUCAGAUCACUCAGCACCUGCUUCAGAACCACAAGAUGUGGCAGAAGGUGAUUGAGGAUGAGGAGAGGUUAGCUGGGUCGGAGAAGCAAGGCACGGAGCAAUCCCCACUGCACCAAUCUUCAGAACAAAUCCAGGCCAUCAGGGAGGAGGAGGAGGAGAAAGGCAAGGCCAAGAAGGAUGAAGAGGAGAACACAACUGUAGAACCAAACCAAUGACAAUAUUUACAGCAGUAUUUUACGACAGAUUGACUCGUGCACAGACUCUUUCUCAAGCCAGCACAGCAUUUAGACACAACACUGUAGAAGUAUGGGAUAAUGCGCCUACAGCUGUUUCAUUUGUUUCUCUUUUUUAUGGUGAGGUACAUUGUUUAAACUCCUAUGCUCAAGGAAGCUUUCACACUGCAACACCGGCUUUACAGACUUUCUUUGAAGAGAUUUGGGGGUGGGUGGAAUUAUAUAAAUAUACAUAUAUAUAUAUAGCCAGGGUUAUUGGCUGCACACUUCAGCAAAUUACAUUUAAUGAUAUAUUAUGGUCACUGUGAUAUUUACAGGAGAAAGUUAUCUGAGGAAAUGCUGCUUCUGAAGCACAUUUGCAGUUAACAGUAAGGUACCAGUUAAGUAGCUUUUUUGCUCUUAAUGCUGAGGGAUAAAAGUUCCAAAGCUUCACAUGAAUGCUGAUGUAUCCUGCCAACACAUAUGUGUGAGUGAGGGGGUGUUUGCAAGUGUGAGUGGAUGUGAGGAAAUACAGCAUGCUCUGAGUUCUUACCACACUAGCUGUAGCACAUGUCCCAGCAUACCACAACAAACAGAAGGCCAGAAUUUUAGAGAAUUCGUGCCUGCAAGGGAACAACUUUGAGGAGCUUUGCUUUCCCUCCAGUCCCAGUUUGCACUCCAGCUGCGGGCAGCCUCCGUUCAGCAGCAGCCCAGGCGCUGCUCUGGCCCUACCAGCUGUGCUGGCAUCACCUCCUCAUCCUCCUCCUCCUGGGCACCUCCAGGACUGCUGGCGACAGGGAUGUGCCAGGAGGGCCAUUUGCAGAGGGGCAGUGCCUGGCACAGCAGCCUGUGCCCUGCAGAGGGCUGGCCCUGCCCGUGCUCUGCGGGGUGAACGCACUGCGGGGCCGACCACGCGUUUGGGCACCUGUGCUGUCCUGCCCUCACCCUGCCUCUGGGCAUCCACCACCAAAUGUGGCAUUGAGAACAAAGCCAAGCUGCUGGGGACAAAGGAAGGGGAGCGUGGGGGCCAUGGGAAGAAGGUAAAGGUGCAUGAGGAGCUGCUGGGGCACAGGUGCCAGUCCUGGUGGGCUGGCACUCGGUGUCCCAGGAUCUGCUCCCAUGGGCUUCACAGAACUCGGGUUUUCAGUGCCAGUUUGCUGCUGGCAUUCUGCUUAGGAGCAGC
This is a messenger RNA of Zonotrichia leucophrys gambelii, 4043 nucleotides long. RefSeq names its product phosphodiesterase 3A (gene PDE3A). Gene Ontology annotation, biological process: oocyte maturation; positive regulation of oocyte development. The transcript has 16 exons. Lineage: Eukaryota; Metazoa; Chordata; Aves; Passeriformes; Passerellidae. The record is from RefSeq and is a predicted model, not a curated record. Gene Ontology annotation, cellular component: cytosol. Gene Ontology annotation, molecular function: calmodulin-activated 3',5'-cyclic-GMP phosphodiesterase activity. Bases 71 to 2863 code for a protein of 930 amino acids.